AUGGGCAGCCUCGACUAUACCUCCCUUCAAAACAUCCCUAUUAGCUACGCAACAUGCUCGCUCGGAUCACCAUCAAACCCUCCACCUCUCCUUGACCGCCUAAAUGCCAUAGCCGCCGCAGGCUUCACCGCCGUCGAGCUUUCUUUCCCGGACAUCCUCUCCUAUGGCCAAACACUACUCGGCCAUGAAGUCGAACCGUCCAACUACGAUGAGCUGUGCAAACCGUUUGCCAACUACGAAGGCUGGCCCGAAGGUUCCGAUGGCCGCAAAGACGCCAUGGAGCGGGCCCGCGGCUGGGUCCGCAUCAUGCAGGCGUGCGGGACAGAUCUGCUGCAAGUCGGAUCGACGGAUUCACCACUCGAGAAGCUAGACAAAAGCAAAAUGGUCUCCGACCUCCAGGUUCUCUGCGACAUGCUCAAGGAACACAACUUCCGAUUGGCCUAUGAGAACUGGUGUUGGUCGACGCACGCGCCUGACUGGAAAGAUGUCUGGACCAUUGUCCAGCAGGUAGACCGUCCAAACAUCGGCCUUUGUCUUGAUACUUUCCAGACUGCUGGUGGAGAGUGGGGUGAUCCUAGGACGGCCUCUGGUCUGCGAGAAGAUGUAUCAAGAGACGAGAUGGAAAAGCGAUUCCACAAGAGCCUGGAGGAGCUGAGCUCCACCAUCCCCAAGGACAAGAUCUACCUCCUGCAAAUUAGCGAUGCCUACAAAGUCCCCCAAGCCUUCAAUGAUGAGCGUGACGAUGCAGGUUUGCUGCCUCGUGGACGAUGGAGUCACGACUUUAGACCUCUACCUUACAACGGAGGUUACCUACCGGUUGCUGACGUUGCGAGGGCAGUGCUCAAGACGGGAUUCAGAGGCUGGUUCAGCUACGAGGUUUUUGACGGAGGUGCAGAUGGCAAGGCUACGGAUGUUGACAUUAUGGCUUAUGCGCAUGCUGCCAAGAAUGUACAAGACAGGCUGCUGCAGGAGUGUGCUGGCCACAAGGUUCCGGAAGGGAUUGCAACAAGGUAG
Alternaria atra is the source of this 1014-nucleotide messenger RNA. RefSeq lists its product as uncharacterized. The record is from RefSeq and is a predicted model, not a curated record. The coding region runs from base 1 to 1014 and encodes 337 amino acids. The transcript is spliced from 2 exons. NCBI's taxonomy places the organism in Eukaryota, Fungi, Ascomycota, Dothideomycetes, Pleosporales, Pleosporaceae.